Molecule: messenger RNA, 840 nt
Organism: Phoenix dactylifera (date palm)
Lineage: Eukaryota; Viridiplantae; Streptophyta; Magnoliopsida; Arecales; Arecaceae
Molecular function (GO): zinc ion binding; nucleic acid binding
Source: RefSeq, a predicted model, not a curated record
AUGAACGAGAAAGAGACAUUGGAGGAAUUCUAUAACAAGCUUGUUCAGCUUGUUAAUCAAACGAAGAGCUAUGGUGAUGACAUUCCUGACAAGAGAUUAAAUGAGAAGAUUUUAAUCUCUUUACCCUUUAAGUUCGAGCCCAAGAUUGCUGUAAUUGAAGAAACUAAAGACAUCUCCACCAUAAGUGUUGAAGAGUUGAUCGGCUUACUAAAGUCCUAUGAGCAAAGAUUGAAUCGAUACUCUGAAAAAUCUGUUGAGAGUGCUUUUCAAUCAAUGCUCAAUCUUGAUUCCAGAAGUACAGACAAAAGGCCUCAAGAAUCAUCUAGAGGUGGAAGGUCUGGUAGAGGAAGAGGAAGAAAUUCAAGAGGAAGAGGCAGAGGAAGUUAUGAUCGAAAAAUUGAAAGUGACACCUCUCAAAAGAAGUGUAGAAUUUGUAAUAGGAGCAGCCAUGAAGAGAAGGAUUGUUGGUUCAAGGGGAAGCCACAAUGCCACAACUGCAAGAAGUUCGGCCACUUGAAGAAGGAUUGCCGUUUCAACUCCAACCAGCAAGCAAAUUACACUGAGGAGAAAGAAGAUGAAGGAAUCUUUCUUGAUAUGGACACAAGUUAUCAUUCGCAAGUAAGACUUGGCAAUGGAGCAUUGGUGGAAGUAAAGGGAAAAGGCACUAUUGGUGUUCAAUCCAAGAGAGGUGCUGAACAUAUUCAUGAUGUUCUUUUUGUUCCUGAUUUAGACCAAAGUUUGCUUAGUGUUGGACAGCUUGUGGAGCAUGGAUAUUCUAUUCACUUUGAAGAUGGAGAAUGUAUCAUAUUUGACAACAAACAAAAGAAGCAAGUUCUAUAA